AUUUAGAUGUAUCGGAGAUUCUAGAUAAUACUCACCCGAUCGUGGAUAAUGUUAAAAGACACAACAAAAAACCGCAAAAAUAUUCUCCCUUUAAGUUGAAUUCUCAAAAAUCUACAAUAAAAUUAAGAAAUCAUAGGCGGAGUCAUCUUGAUUUGGAACCCGCAAGAAGAGGCUUACCAGCGCAGUAUAGGAAAUAA
Messenger RNA from Paraglomus occultum, 197 nucleotides. The record is from the annotation of a GenBank genome assembly. NCBI's taxonomy places the organism in Eukaryota, Fungi, Glomeromycota, Glomeromycetes, Paraglomerales, Paraglomeraceae.